AUGUUUUUCAACAUCUUUGCUCUCGGCCUUGUUGCCAGCGUUGUGUUGGGCGAGCUUCAAGCCCCAUCUCCCUCGCUUCCGAAGCAACUAGCUGUCGUUCGCCGCCGGUCCGGCUUGACGCAGAAGGAAUACUUGUACUACCAUACACUAGUUCACGGCCAAAAAGCCUGGAAUGCUCCUCGAGACGACGCGUUUCCAUUAGCCUAUGUCCAAGACCACAUCUUUGACGGCGUGUUCGGCGCAAACAACAGCGUCCCCAAUCAGAUCUACGUUGGACGUGAUGAUGUCACGGAGCUUUACAGCAGCUCACCGGCGACUUUCAUGGGCCCGCCGCCUUCGAAUUAUACACAGACGGUCAUCGGUCCGGAUGGUGCUAACUUCAACGACCUCCCGACUGCCAUGUCGAUGAUGGCCAUCGAAACAUUCAUCACCGACAUUCCCGGUGGCUCACAGCGACCCAUGCCCGCCGACAAGGGAACCAUUGUAGCGUUCUUCUGGGCAAUUGGUACGAAGGAUGUGUCUUCCAACGAGACGUUCGCAAAAAAUCUGGCAGACGCAUUAGUCAAACCUCUGCCUGCCGGAGCCAUCUAUAACGCAAGCAUUCAUGUCCCCGUUCCCGGAGCAGACACGCGCCCAUACUUCGGCGGACAAGACAUGCCGCCCAUCAACGCUGUCAUCAAGUUGUGGCUCAACAACGCAGACUCUUCUGUCUCGGCGGUGAGAGAGGUGCAGACUAAACUGGACAACGCCAAACUUCAACUUAAUGAGAACUUAUCUUUCAUGUUGUUCUCCAAAGAGGUCGUCAUUUGGGACUCAACGAAAGGAAUCCAGUUUGACCCGGCCCGACUCGAGGCAGUGCUCAAGGCGGAAAUAUACUGA
Colletotrichum karsti is the source of this 879-nucleotide messenger RNA. RefSeq lists its product as uncharacterized. The coding region runs from base 1 to 879 and encodes 292 amino acids. The transcript has 2 exons. NCBI's taxonomy places the organism in Eukaryota, Fungi, Ascomycota, Sordariomycetes, Glomerellales, Glomerellaceae. The record is from RefSeq and is a predicted model, not a curated record.